AUGGUUUAUAAGAAGUGUUCGAACAAUGAACUGCAAUGUUCAACAUCCACUAUGAUGCAAGAUUGUCCAGCAUUCAUAUAUGUGAGAGUGGUCACUGAUGGCUCUAAUAUAGAAAUUUCAUGUAUGGAUGAAAGGCAUAACCAUGCUAUGCCUGAAAUGUUAUUUUCUAAUUUACCCAAUCAGCGUCGAUUAGCUCCUCAAACUAAAUCGGAAGUGAUUAAGUUGAUGGAUAUGAAGGCUAAUAAAAAGUUGAUUCAGGCUAACACAUAG
Messenger RNA from Macrosiphum euphorbiae (potato aphid), 270 nucleotides. NCBI's taxonomy places the organism in Eukaryota, Metazoa, Arthropoda, Insecta, Hemiptera, Aphididae. The record is from the annotation of a GenBank genome assembly.